Messenger RNA from Castor canadensis (American beaver), 823 nucleotides. The record is from RefSeq and is a predicted model, not a curated record. Lineage: Eukaryota; Metazoa; Chordata; Mammalia; Rodentia; Castoridae.
UGUUUUUUAAAUACCAAAGUAAAGUAUGCUUAUAGUAUUUUUUAAAAAAUUGCUCACUAUUGCCUACUAAUGGUAAGGGUCAGAAUUUUUAGGAAGCAGGAUAGGUGUCUAAGUUCAGUGUAUUAAACUUAGGUAAACUAGAUUUAUGUUUACAUUACUGAAGAUAUUUUAAAAACUUGUUUUGUAGGCCAGCCAUAUCCUGAUCCAGUUGUUCCUCUCCAAAGGCAAGAUAGAUUUUAUUCUAAUUCUGGCAGACUGUCCGGACCAGCAGAGCUUCAGAGCUUUAAUAUGCCUUCUUUGGACAAAGUGGAUGGUCCAGUGUCUUCAGAAAUGGAAUCCGGUAGAAAUGAUACCAGAGAUGAUCUUGGUAAUUCAAAUGUGCCUGACUCUACUCUCCCUGCUGAAAGUGAAGCAGCUGGCUCUGGCUUCGUUCCUCCACCACCUCCUCCUGUCAGAGGCCCAUUGUUUCCCAUGGAUCCGAGGAGCCAUUUUAUAAGAAGGGGGCCUCCUUUUCCUCCACCUCCUCUAGCAAGCAUGUAUGGAGCCCCUCGAGAUUAUUUUCUGCCAAGGGAUUUCCCUGGCCCACCACAUCCUUCAUUCCCAAUGAGAACAGUCUACUCACCGACUGCUGUUCCUCAAUAUCCUCCCCCAAGAGCUGGAUACUUCCCCCCACCCCUACACUCUGAAAGUAGAAGUGAGUUCCCUUCAGGGUUGAUUCCUCCUUCAAAAGAAACUGCUGUUGAACCUUCAGAACCACAAGAAGUCUGAUGAUAUUUUUGAGCAUUCUGCAAAAGUAAUUUUGAGUUAUCUCUCAUUUUCAGUU